CCCUAAAUGUCGAAGCGCCGCCCCCUUCUCUCGCUUUUGUUUUUUCGCCCCCAAGGGCGACGGGGGGAACGAAUGGGCUGGAGAAUCAAAAUGAGAGACAUAGAGAGAGAGAGAGGGAGUAAGAGAAAGCGAGUGAGUGAAUGAGGGAAAGAAAGAGAGAAAACGGAUGCUCAUACUUACGUUGCCUCUUCGUGUUCCCCUUCGUGUUCCUCCUCCUCUCGUCCUCGUGUAACACCCGUCCCGUCUCCGCGCGCGUGCAAGCGCCGCCUACGCUACACAGGCAGAGAGAGAAUGGGGGGGAAGGGGGACGGAAACGGAUGGAGAGAUAUGGGUUGGGCACGUUGCAUGCCCAGGCCGGGCGACAACAUCCUUGCGAUGCAUCCGUACACGGACGGGGGCCCGUCCAGAUGCACACAUGCCUCUUCUUCUUUUCGAGCGUCGCACCGCAUCCCCCAUUCCCCCUUUCGGUCCUCGGUAGCCCGCCGUGUGUCUCGUCUCGUCUCGUCCCUGGUGCUGUCUCUCUCGCCUUGGCUUGUCCUACCUACUUACUGGCUUGCCGACCUGCCUCCCUGGCCGGUUACGUCUACGGUUGUACCCGGUCACCACCCGUACGCGCGCGACCUGCCCAGGCCUGGCGCCAGAGUUGACAAAGUCCCCAUCCCUUCCCCCCCCCCGAGACCCGCUCGGCGCCGAGCUGCUUGCGCCGCGUGUUUCUCGCCAAAGUUGGAACCGGCAUUGCGGCUACCGCGAGCCUUGUUGUUCUUCUCGUUUCUCGUCUGGCUCGACCUGACCUGACUUGCCCUGACCUGGCCGUCUCGGAUCCUUCAUUCCAUCCCCGUCCGAUGCUCCCCAAUGUAGGAAUUGUCCGAGGGCGAGCGUCGCGUGGGUGGGCCGUAUGUCUCUCGCUCUCGCUCUCGCUCUCGCUCUCUCACUCUCAAUCCCUCCCCCCCCCUUUCCCCCCAACGCCGUGUACC
Molecule: messenger RNA, 974 nt
Organism: Durotheca rogersii
Lineage: Eukaryota; Fungi; Ascomycota; Sordariomycetes; Xylariales; Xylariaceae
Exons: 1
Coding region: 141-647 (168 amino acids)
Source: RefSeq, a predicted model, not a curated record